Umbelopsis ramanniana AG is the source of this 1470-nucleotide messenger RNA. RefSeq lists its product as uncharacterized. The transcript is spliced from 10 exons. The coding region runs from base 1 to 1470 and encodes 489 amino acids. Gene Ontology annotation, cellular component: ribonucleoprotein complex. Gene Ontology annotation, molecular function: RNA binding. The record is from RefSeq and is a predicted model, not a curated record. Lineage: Eukaryota; Fungi; Mucoromycota; Umbelopsidomycetes; Umbelopsidales; Umbelopsidaceae.
AUGAUAGCACAAACGACAGAUCAGGGAACAUACGCAUCUGAAAGUCUGGCCAAUACUGUGGAUAGUAAUGCCUCUGACGCUGGAAGUACAGCAUGCGAUGAAAACAUGGACUCCAGAGGAAUGCCUGCUGGGUGUGUUUUUGUUGCCAGUCUGUCCAAGCUACUGAAGGACUCAGAACUCAGCACAUCUGUAUUGCAGCAUUUCUCUCAAUGGGGUUUAGUUCUCAAUGUGAAGGUAUUUAGAGACUGGAUGCAGAGACCUUACGGCUUUGUUCAGUUUGCGAGUCAAGAAGAUGCCCAAAAAGCUCUCAAAGAAGCGUCAGGAACUUUGUUGAACGGCAGAUACAUCCGUUGCGAACCCGCACGCGUAAACAGAACUAUAUAUCUUGGACAAAUGCCUGAAAACACCAGUAAAACGGAAAUACAACAGCUAGCUGAAAGCUUCGGCUGCAUUGAAGACGUAACCAUUAUCAAGACCACCGCUACGCAUUCCACAACUGUGGGGGCUUUCAUCCGAUAUCAAUAUAGAGAUGAUGCUAUCAAAGCUUAUCUGGUACUACAUCAUGAUCCUCCAUUCCAAGCUAUGACAGUCGAGUGGGCAACUAACCUGAACCAGUCAAGCAAAAAGAUGAACAAUUUGAUGGAAGUCGCCUCAUCUUCCACAUUGGUCAUCAAAAACUUGCCUCCAGGCAUCAAUCAGGAUGACCUGCGCAACUACCUUAUGUCGAGCGGGAAUAUCUCAUCUGUUGUGUUAGUCGGGAAAACUCCAGUGAGGAAAAGAACAGCAGCAAAUAACAAUGAUCCACGUUGUGCCUUUGUCCGGUAUGCGAGUUAUGAGGAUGCUAAAAAAGCGCAAGAAAUUGAGAACGGCAAAGUAUGGAAUGGAUAUAAGAUAAAGGCGUUCUUCAAGGAUUGCGAGAGUCUGCGGAACGAUAGCGUUAAAUUUGACAAGUUUAAAAAACCUUACCCCCCUGGUCAAUGUGUUUCGUCUUCGAUGGCUAAACUGAAUAUGGCUCGCUCGCAGAAAACUCCCGACCAAAUAGUAAACAAGACAUACUCGCUCAAUUCGUCCCUGGUUCCAUCUUCAUCUACUUACCCAAGACCACAGAAGCGUGACUACAAGCCUAAAGGUAGCUUAGCCAAUAGUAUAUCCCAGCUGUGUCAGUAUCCAGCAGAGCUGCAAGUUAGGUCUGUCAUACAACCAUGUGCAGAUGGAUAUCAAGUCCCUUGUAGCUUGAUGACGUACAUUUCAUCACAUUAUAACUCUCCUGACCACUCUGGAUUAUACUACUCCCUACCCAUGUACCAGUACUGCCUUGAUUAUGGACUAGGUUUUUACUAUGCAAAUGGAUACGGAUACCCAGGCGCCUGCUAUCCUGUAACACCACCGACCCCAUUUACAAGCAUGCCAUUAAGCUCCGCGGGCAGGAAAACUUCGUCCAGGCAGAACAGCGACUGUGAUCGAAAUUAA